AGAAGGGCCGCGGCGGGGGCGGGCUCGGCGCGGGGGCGGUGCCGGUCCCUCCCUGCGUCCCUCCUCCCUUGCUGCUCCUCCCGCCCCGUGCCGGCGCCAUGGCGGGCCCGGGCGGUGCGGGCGAUGCCGGGGACGCCGGGGAUGUGCUGAGCGGAGACAGCGAGCGGCGGUGCCGGGCGCGGCUGGCGGCGGCGGGCACGGCGGCAGCGGCGGCGGCCGCGGUGCUGGUGCCGCUGUGCUCGGUGCGCGGCCGCCCCGCGCUGCUCUUCACGCUCCGCUCCCGCCGCCUCGCCGGCCCCCACAGCGGCGACGUCAGCUUCCCCGGUGGGCGGCGGGACCCGGCGGACGGGGACGCGGUGGCCACGGCGCUGCGCGAGACGCGGGAGGAGCUGGGGGUGGCGGUGGCACCCGCCAGCGUCUGGGGACAGCUUCGGACCCUGCCCGACCGGCAUGGAAUGACCGUGGCGCCCGUCGUGGCCAACCUGGGGCCGCUGGAGUCCUUGACACUGAGCCCCAAUCCUGACGAGGUGGAGGAGGUGUUCACCCUGCCCCUGGCUCACCUGCUCCGUGAGGAGAACCAGGGCUACACCCACUUCCGCACGGCCAGCGGUUACGGGUACACCCUGCCCGUGUUCCUCAACGGCCCCCACAAGGUGUGGGGGCUCACGGCCAUCGUCACCGAGCUGACCCUGGAGCUGCUGGUGCCCAGCCGCUACCGCAGGAAGACCCACGUGCCUGCCCGGAAAGCCCCGGCCUGAGCGGGAGGGGCAGGGGGUGGCUCUGGGGUCUCCACCCGAGCACAGGGGAGACUGCUCCAGGGCCAGCAGUGAUGUCGCACACUGUGAUUCAGUAAAAGCCAUGUUUGGAACUGCCCCGGGCUCUG
This is a messenger RNA of Prinia subflava (tawny-flanked prinia), 883 nucleotides long. It is a transcript of the gene NUDT8, whose product is annotated as nudix hydrolase 8. Lineage: Eukaryota; Metazoa; Chordata; Aves; Passeriformes; Cisticolidae. Gene Ontology annotation, molecular function: coenzyme A diphosphatase activity. The record is from RefSeq and is a predicted model, not a curated record. The transcript is spliced from 4 exons. The coding region runs from base 99 to 758 and encodes 219 amino acids.